Messenger RNA from Sycon ciliatum, 1664 nucleotides. RefSeq names its product solute carrier family 35 member E3-like. The coding region runs from base 183 to 1127 and encodes 314 amino acids. Gene Ontology annotation, cellular component: Golgi apparatus. Gene Ontology annotation, molecular function: nucleotide-sugar transmembrane transporter activity; antiporter activity. Lineage: Eukaryota; Metazoa; Porifera; Calcarea; Leucosolenida; Sycettidae. The transcript is spliced from 6 exons. The record is from RefSeq and is a predicted model, not a curated record.
CAGUUUUCUCGUCUCGAGUUUUGUGUGUGUGUUUUUGUUGAGGAGUUUGAAUCAGUUUUUUUUUAGUUGUGAUAGCAAACAUGUAUGAAGUCGACAUACGCAGGCCAAUGUGAACUGAGAAGUGGAGGCAUACCUGUAGAAGGCAAUUUGUGUAGUAUUUUGUGUUAGUGUUACCAGCCAUCAUGGAGUGCCCCCUACUUGGCAGGGAGUUGGUCCUGCCCGUGUGUUUGUUGGUCAAUUUGAUGUCGUCAAUUUGUAUCGUGGUCUUGAACAAAUGGCUGUACACAUACCACCACUUUCCAAACAUCACGCUGACCGCGCUACAUUUCGUAAUGACCUGGCUUGGACUAGUAGGCUGUGCUGCGGCUGGGCUCUUUAAGCCCAAAAAACUACGCAUAAUGUCUGUAGUGCCGCUUGCAAUGUCCUUCUGUGGAUUUGUGGUCUUCACGAAUCUGUCCCUGGAGAGCAAUACGGUGGGCACGUACCAGCUGAUGAAGGCUAUGACCACGCCAUGCAUUGUCGUUAUCCACACGUACUUCUACAACAAGCGCUAUAGUGUUCCUGUAUUGCUGACGCUGAUACCUAUAACUCUUGGCGUGGUGUGCAACUCCUACUAUGACGUUCGUUUCAAUGUCUGGGGAACAGCGUAUGCCACCAUUGGCGUCUUGGUGACUUCAGUCUACCAAGUUUGGGUUGGAACGAAACAGACCGAAUUGGAAGCCAGCUCAAUGCAGCUGCUCUUUUACCAAGCGCCUAUUUCAGCAUGCAUGCUAUCAGUAGUUGUGUUUUUACAAGAACCACCGUGGUCAUCAACUGGACUGUUCUCUAUUCUAACUCUUCGUGUUUCGGCCCUUGUGUUGCUGUCGGGUGUUGUGGCAUUCUCUGUGAACCUGUCGAUCUUUUGGAUUAUUGGCAAGACAUCGCCUGUUACCUAUAAUAUGGUGGGCCACACGAAGUUCUGCAUUACAGUCCUGUCUGGUACUCUGAUAUUCCACGACCCAAUUUCACUGAACCAGGCUGUUGGGAUGUUCCUUACGUUUUCCGGCGUUCUGACCUAUACGCACUUCAAGAUUGGCGAGCAAUCAAGCAAGAACUCGGGAACGCAGCAUAUGAAAACGAGCGCGUAGCAAUUACUGAACUGGUUCGUUGCAAAGCAGACUAGGAAAUGUCCUUAGUCAGAGGUGACCUUGGUGGUUUCUUUAAAAAAAAAACCCAAUUUGAUAUCGAAUUUGUUCAAUCACUUUAUACCGAACCUAUUAUCCUGUGUUAUUCCUAGUUUCUGUUUUGUUUUAUCGUGCUUUCUUGAGCUGUGUAAGUCAGCCAUUUUAAUUUGUAGGCCUUCUAGCUUCUCUGAUAACUUUCUGGUUUAGUACGUCAGCUUUAACAUAGCAUGGCUGGCCCAUGCGCUAAUAAUAUAAUUAUGCCCCAUCCUGAAAUACUCAACUCAUCCACCGUGUGUGACUAACUAUCAUGUCACAUAUUAUACAUAAUUAUACUUAUGCCGAAUUUCCUGCACCCUAAUUUCAAGCCAUGCUCAUUGUGUAAGUCCAUAUCGUGCCCACGCAUCUGCAUUAUAUUCCGAUUCAUCUUCUUUCACUGGAGUUCGUACAAUAGUGCUGGCUAGGGAGUAGUAGAAUACCCUGGUGCUAGCUAGUGAAAUUCGA